CUUAAGGGCCUCCCCCGCCAAGUGUGUCACGCAUGAGCCUUGGGCAAGCAGGAGCUGACGUGGACAGACUCCGGCGUGGAGAAGGCAAAGUCAGUCAGCAACUGUGUUAUCAGCCCAUCUGUGUUGUUUAUGGGGGUCAGUGACUGGCUCUUUGAGAAGGCCUGGUGUCCUUGUCCUGGGGCUGGCGUGCUGUUCAAAUGAUGCGCCUGUUUAUCUUCUCAGAGACAGCCGUGUCCUUCAGGGAGCGCAUAAAAAGCGAAACGCCGGAGCGGCUGGCAAACGCCUUCAGCUUUGCAUGAGAGCCGAGAGAAGACCACACAGCCUAAAGCGACAGCCAUGCUUCCAGCCACCUUCAAGCUUUGUGCGGGCAUCUCCUACAGGCACCUGCGCAAUAUGACAGGCCUUCAGAAGACGGCAGCCGUCGCCCUCAGCCAAAAGUUGCGGAGAUUUGCUGACCCGGGACCUGGGAAUUGGAUCAGCCAAGUGCGCAGGAGGAGCUCUCUGCUGAGCUGCAGGACGGAGGAGAAGCGGCCGUACGGUGAGGCGGAGAUGUCCUAUGUGAGACAGGGAGAGGAGGCCAUGCAGAAGUCUGUGCACAUCCUCGGUGACUUGGACGGCUGGAAGACGGAGACUGUGGCUCCUAAUGGUGACCGGGUCCUAAGCAAAGUGCUGCCUGAUGUUGGCAAAGUGUUCAAGCUUGAGGCUGUCUUGGAUCAGCCUCUAGCCACUCUCUACACAGAACUGGUGGAUAACAUGGAGAGUAUGGGAGACUGGAACCCCAAUGUGAAACAAGUGAAGAUCCUUCAAAAGAUUGGCCAAGAUACUAUGGUGACUCAUGAAGUUGCCUCCGAGACUCCUGGGAACAUUGUCGGCCCCAGAGACUUUGUGAGCGUGCGUUGUGCCAAACGCCGUGGAUCUACCUGCUUCCUUGCUGGCAUGUCGACUAAAUACUCCAGCAUGCCAGAGCAGAAGGGCGUUGUGAGGGCUGAAAACGGCCCCACAUGCAUUGUCCUGCGGCCAAAUGCAGAAGAUCCGACAAAGACAAAAUUCAUAUGGCUCCUCAGUUUAGACUUAAAGGGUUGGCUCCCGAAAACCAUCAUCAAUCAAGUUCUGUCCCAAACACAGUUGGACUUUGCACAGAAUCUGAGAACUCACAUGCAAGAAGGUGCACCCUCUGUAGCUGUCGCCUGCUGAGCUCAUCUGUAAAUUUAAACCACCUUAAACCAUUCAAGGUGAUGACACAAAAAGAAUAGCAAAUUACUCUGCUUAAUAGGUUUCCAACAAAUAUAAGCCAAUUUGCUUUAGCCUCUGAAUUGCUUUUAAACUAAGUGUGCUUUGAUGAAUUAGUGUUAGGACUGUGGCACAUCUGAAAAGAAGCAUGAAACUGAUUGCUCUAUUAAGACCUAUCUGAAGGAAAGGUCCAAUUAUUUUAGGUGAAAUGCAACAAGCCUGAAACAUCUAAAAGUUACAGACUAACUAAUAACACUGCACUUAAUAUCAUACCAUGACAAUCAACAAGCAAGCGAUGUCAAAAGUAUAACAUUAUUUAGGUUGCAAAGACAAAAGAUGACCAGUGCAUAGACCUUCAUAAAGAUCAAUUGCUUCAUAGCUUGUAAUAUUUAAAGCAAACUUCUCACUCAAACAUUAGGGGAGGUGCAGAUAAACCUCUGAAUGACCACUGUGGAAAAUACACUUUUCUUACAAACAGUCACACAAUCACAGUUAAAGGGAUUACUGGAAAAGUUCUUCUUUCUUAAUCAAUUUCCUUUUAGGUACUGUUUUACAUUAAAACAUAAAUAUUGCUUUGCCAUGUUUUAGAGCAACUGUAGUCAGUUUGAUUAGUUUGAGGCUGAUGAUUUUGAAGGAAAUAGUAAUUUUUCAAUAAUAAAGGAUAAAAUGUAUAAAAGUCAAUGCAAUCAUCCCAGAAGCCAUAUUUAUUAGAAAAUGUUUUAAAAAAGAAAAAAAAUUUG
This is a messenger RNA of Erpetoichthys calabaricus (reedfish), 1970 nucleotides long. It is a transcript of the gene star, whose product is annotated as steroidogenic acute regulatory protein. The transcript has 7 exons. The record is from RefSeq and is a predicted model, not a curated record. Gene Ontology annotation, molecular function: cholesterol transfer activity; cholesterol binding. Bases 337 to 1194 code for a protein of 285 amino acids. Lineage: Eukaryota; Metazoa; Chordata; Cladistia; Polypteriformes; Polypteridae. Gene Ontology annotation, biological process: intracellular cholesterol transport; steroid biosynthetic process; regulation of steroid biosynthetic process. Gene Ontology annotation, cellular component: mitochondrion; mitochondrial intermembrane space.